Molecule: messenger RNA, 445 nt
Organism: Magallana angulata
Lineage: Eukaryota; Metazoa; Mollusca; Bivalvia; Ostreida; Ostreidae
Exons: 2
Coding region: 74-445 (123 amino acids)
Source: RefSeq, a predicted model, not a curated record
CUUACAAGGUAAUCCUAUUAUAUUUCCGGAAAAAAUUGAAGAUAAGAAAAAUGGACGCCGCAGUAUAGCUGUAAUGAUUGAAUCAUUGCCUGCACCUUAUCAUGUUCAGUGGAGUGCAAAGAAUAAAGAUGAUGAACACUUCACACCUAUAGAUAUAUAUACGGAAGAGUACGAAGGAACAACGGUAUCCUUCCCUCAUCCUGUGUUAGUUGUGAGACAGAAAGAUCAACUCGAGAACAACUAUUUCAGGAUAGAAGUUACAAACUUCAUUGGAAAAACUGUACAUGAAAUUUCUGAUAAUGUGAAGGAAACGCCGUACAACGACCAUGGGGCCAGUGUUAGGUUUACCAGAUUAAAUAACAUUCUGGCCGAUGAGUUUCCUCUUGAAAAAGUGGAAAAACUUAAAUUUGUGUUGAAAAGUAAAUGGUUAUUUUUAUUCAAUUAA